CUGCUGCGGUGAAGCCCCUCCCCUCGUCAACAACUGGAUUCCAGCUAUCCGUGUUUUCGACAGCUAGCAAGGCUAGCCUGCUAACGAUGAGUUUGACCGUAAAUAUGUAGCAUACUCCUCGCUAUACUUCUAUCUGUCUAUUUUUAUCUAAGACGGACUACGUUUACCACCUUUCUCGUCCAUGCGACCUUACUGGACCAGCGACUGCGGAGAGACUCACUGGCGUACCGUCCUUUAGCCUUCCCCGAAACAAGAUUAGCGGCUAUCGCUAGCUGGCUCGCUGACAGCUGCUCCGUUUAGCUCAGUUAGCUCCGUUCCUCUAACAGCGACGCAGCAGAGAUUUAUCAUAUAAAGCAAUGACCCGUCUCUGACAUCGAAAACACUGAGGCCCAGUUGGUUGUCACUUUGGAGUUAUCCGAAGGCUUUUUCUGGCAAAGUGGGUCUCGGUUGACUGCAUUGAAGACCCGCCUGUCCGUUCUCGUUGCUUUGGUUUUACCAGAGCUGCCAACAUGAUGCCGAUGAUAUUGACAGUGUACCUCAGCGACGGGGAGCAGGCCGCAGCUGAGGUUCCCAUCACCCCUGAGACCACAUGUCGUGACGUUGUGGAGUUCUGCAAAGAACCUGGCGAGAGCGGCUGCCACCUGGCUGAGGUCUGGAGAGGCAACGAGCGAGCAAUCCCAUUUGAGCACAUGAUGUAUGAACAUCUACAGAAGUGGGGGCCUCGAAAACAAGAAGUCAAAUUCUUUCUCCGCCAUGAAGAUUCUCCCACUGAGAGCAGUGAUCAAGGGAGUCAGCAGUCUCAGGAUCAAACCACUCGUAGAGGUGGAAACACUGGAGAGAAGCACAAUGAGAAUGGGGUGGGGAAUCAGCGGGUGGAGCUCACGCUGUCAGAGCUGCAGGAGAUGGCCACACGACAGCAGCAGCAAAUCGAGGCUCAGCAGCAAAUGCUUGUUGCAAAGGAGCAACGUUUGCGGUACCUAAAGCAACAGGAGAGGCGUCAGCAACAGACUGUGUCGGAGAGCGAAAAGCUGCAGAGACUGAAGGAGCGCGUGGAGAGCCAGGAGGCAAAGCUCAAGAAAAUCCGUGCCAUGAGGGGCCAGGUGGACUACAGCAAGGUCAUCAAUGGAAACCUGUCGGCAGAGAUCGAACAAGUCACCAGCUUGUUUCAAGAAAAGCAGGCUGAGUUACAGGCAGCGGUGCUGAGGGUGGAACAGCUCAGCGUGCAGCUGGAGGACCUGCGAAGAGGAAAGCUCAACGGCAUACAGACCGGCUUGGGCGGCCAAGUCACGGGUGCAGCAGCCUUAGAGCUAAGAAAGCUUUACCAAGAGCUUCAGAUUCGAAACAAGUUGAACCAGGAGCAGAACAGCAAGCUGCAGCAGCAGAAGGAGCUUCUGAACAAACGCAACAUGGAAGUGACGCUCAUGGACAAGCGAAUAAGCGAACUACGGGAACGUCUCUACAAGAAAAAAGCUGAGGCACGUCAAAAAGAGAAUCUCCCUCUGAAUCGAGCCAAUGGUCCCCCCUCCCCCCAACCAGCCAGUGGGACUCUGGGUCGUGUUGCUGCCGUCGGGCCCUACAUCCAGGUCCCCGUACCAAGCCGGCAGGAUGGGGGCUACACCUUACCCCCCGAUCCACUGAAGCCUCAAACACUGGGUGUGAACAACCAAGCCAACCAGGGUCGUCCCAAGUCAGACGGUGUAAGAAAGCCUCCCGGUCCUUGGAAAGUGUCUGAUUUAGACAUCGUUGUGGACCCGGUGCCCCCGUCCUUUCCAGAGUCGCACCCGGGCCCUGGAGCCUCCAGUGGCUCUGACGGCACGUCUCCUAAUGACACUGGUUGGCCUACUAUAGGCAAGACCAGCACCACUCUGAAGCCUCCUGAGAGACGAGACUCGGGGACGGACAGUCAGACCAAGAGCCCUCCCUCAGGCUCCCCCGUCACCCCAAACUCAGACAAGGUGCUAGAUCCAAAGCUUGCUGUUUCCUCCCCUGCCAUUACCAAACCACAACCGCCACCUUAUGGAUCCCACCUCUCCUCUGGAAGCACAGCCAGCUCUUUGGAACGACGCAAGGAUGCUCCUCCCCCACGGCCCCUUCCCAACCCACCGGCGGCCGCGUGGCCCCGCCUGCCGCCCUCCACUGGCUCCUCCUCUCAGCAGAUCCAGCAGAGGAUCUCCGUUCCACCGAGCCCCACCUUCCAACCCAACGUCCCGCUCUUCCCUCCCAUGCUGAGCGAGCGUCUGGAUCCCCCGCCUGCCGUGGCGGUGCGUCCCUUUAUCCCAGACAGAGGAACUCGCCCUCAGUCGCCACGUAAGGGGCCGCCAACUGUUAACUCAAGCUCCAUUUAUCACAUGUACCUCCAGCAGGCUGCGCCAAAGAGCCAACCACUGAAGCCUGCUGUUAAAGCAGUGUACGGGAAGCCUGUUCUCCCCUCCAGUUCGACACCAGCAUCUCCCCUUCCUUACAUGCAGGCAGGUGGGGCCUUCCCGACGCUCCAAGGCCUACCGGGCAGUGACGAAACUGUAGAUGGAGAGCUGGAUGAUCAGGAGAGCUUCCAGCGCCUGGAGCCUUCAGCACCUCCUCCCAGCGUGGAGAAUAUCCCACGUCCUCUCAGUCCCACCAAGCUUACGCCUAUGGUUCAUUCCCCGCUCCGCUACCAGAGCGACGCAGACCUGGAAGUGCUACGUAAAAAGCUGGCCAACGCUCCCCGGCCGCUGAAGAAGCGUAGCUCCAUCACAGAACCGGAGGGUCCCAGUGGUCCCAACAUCCAGAAACUGCUGUACCAGAGAUUCAACACUUUAGCUGGAGGCAUAGAGGGGAAUGGUGGCGGUGGAUCAGGUGGGGGUAACGGUGGCGGUAAUGGAACACCAUUUUAUCAACCAGCUACUCCGCCGGGAUACCUGGGAGCUGAUUCGCUGGCUGACACAGACAACCGCAACCUCCAUACUGAGACGCAGCAGCUGCCGCCAUCGGGAGAGGAGGAGCAGGGCUCUGAGGCUCCCUCUACAGCUGAUGCUAACGACAAUGAAGCCAUGCCAUCACCACUGCAAAGCGCUGCAGAUCGCAGCGAAGAGGAAGAUCAAGAGGGGGACGGAAACAACAACCUAGGAGGCUCUGAUGUGUCUCUGCCCAGCCCGGUGCCAGAGGUCAGCUCUCCGGAGGAGAGGGGGACAGCAGUCUCACAACAGCUGGAGAAACGCACAAACCUGAAAAAGCCAGACUCUGAGCGCACAGGACACGGCUUCAGAGUCAAGUUUAAUCCUUUAGCCCUGCUGCUUGAUGCAUCCUUAGAGGGAGAGUUCGAUCUGGUUCAGAGGAUCAUCUAUGAGGUUGAGAACCCCAGCACUCCGAAUGACGAGGGCAUCACACCUCUGCACAAUGCUGUGUGUGCAGGACACCACCACAUCGUUAAGUUCCUGUUGGAUUUUGGCGUGAACGUCAACGCCGCAGACAGCGAUGGAUGGACUCCUCUUCACUGCGCCGCCUCCUGCAACAGCGUUCAUCUCUGCAAACUGUUGGUCGAAUCUGGAGCCGCCAUCUUUGCUACGACCAUUAGCGAUGUGGAAACGGCAGCAGAUAAAUGUGAGGAAAUGGAAGAGGGCUACAUCCAGUGUUCCCAGUUUCUAUACGGUGUUCAGGAGAAGCUGGGUGUAAUGAACAAGGGGACGGUGUAUGCUCUGUGGGACUACGAAGCCCAGAGUCCAGAUGAGCUGUCAUUUAAGGAGGGAGACGCCGUCACGGUUCUGCGACGACAGGAUGAAAAUGAAACGGAGUGGUGGUGGUCCCGGCUGGAGGACAAAGAGGGCUACAUCCCCCGCAACCUGCUGGGACUUUGUCCGAGAAUCAAGCCCCGUCAGCGCUCCCUGGCGUAAUGUCCCACACCUGGACCCAAGGCACAACAGAGGAGCCUGGUGCUCCGACUCCCUCCGUGGCCAUAACCCUCCCCAGCCUCGUGCUUUCAAAAAAUUCCUCCCUUAAUGCAGAGGGCAUUGAACUAUGACACACUCUCUCCUAUCUGCACACACAAAGAAAAGCACUCCAAAGUCACACAACUAUCUCCAUCCUUAUUGACCCUCCCCCUUUCAUUUUACUGACACGAUUGAAGGAUUCAAACAAUACCCCUAACCUGUAUUUCUUGCAGUGUUCACAUUUCAGCCAUCUCUUUAACAAACGUCUUCUUGAUGGCGCUGGUUUACAUGAUACCGAAUAAUAACUGCAGAUUUAUCUUUAGGUCUGGUUUGAGUUUGAGGACGUUCUUUUUCCUUGUUUUGGUAAACCUAAACAUAACAGCACUACAAAAAAAAAAACUCACCACCAAAGAUGAAAUAAAGUCAAGGGUUUUCAGUCAAUAUUCUCUGCUCAAUGAAAAGCUGUAGAGAGAUUAUCAGUUUCUUUGCUGCUGUCUGUAAUUAUUAAUGGCUUCCAGCAGUUGAAGUUUCUCUGUUCUCAAGGGGCUGACAUGGAAACGUGGUAAAAAUAAACUAAAUCCUAAGUAUUAUUUAUACAAGCUAGUAAAAAGAUUAACAUUAAUCUACAUGUAUUAUAAAUUGAUUUCCAUGACAUCAUUAACUGUUUCUUUUUCCUCCUUUUGUUGAAUUAAUGUGCAAAAUCUGGAUGCAGAAUAAUGGUGGAUCCAUGUUGAGAACACCGAUAAAUUAAGCGAGCCUUUGAACAGUAAUGUUGUUCAUGCGUUAUAUGAUUUAGAUAUUAAACAAAUGUUCAACUGAGAGGUUCAAUAUGUGUACUAAUAUGAUAUGAAAUGAGUGCAUCCCAAAGACAAAGUUUGGAAAGAGGUCAACAGUAUUUUAAAUCUAGCAGAAAAUGUUUUUUUUGUGUGCAAUUGUAGAUAUGUGUGAAUAAAUACAAUGCACUACAGAUUGAUGCAUUUGCAGAAAGAAGGAAGAAGAUUAAAUCCUCAGUAGCAUCAGUUAUGUGAAGCACCCUUCCCAAUGCAUUGGCGCUCCUGGUAUAGAUGUGCACUGAAGCCUUAAAAUGGAUUAUUAGAGAAUCUGUGAUGGCAACUGUUAUCCAACAGGGAGCUGUAUGUGUUAACAUUAUAAACCUGGGCUUUUAUCUAUUUUUUAGUUGCAGAUAAAAUUUGAAAUUAAUUCAUCUUACUGUAUAUAGGAGCAGACUUUAAAGGGGUUCGUUGCUGAUUAGGCAUAUGUGUAAAAGCCCAUUUAUACCCCAGAAAACAAAAGGUUAAAAAAAUAGUGAAACUGAAUAAGAAUAAAGGAAACUGCAAUGAUCAAGACCCGUCUAAGUUAAAGUUAACAUUAAAAAUGUACUGUGUAGGGUGGAUUUAACACAGCACCAUUUUUUUUUUUCCCAAGGGAAAAGAUGCUUUUCCAAAAAUGUUCUAAAGAAAAUUUCAAUAAUUGAGAAGGAAAAAUAAGUGAACUUAUACAAGACUGACAACUUUCAUCUCACAGAGAAAAAUCACUAUAUCAAUAAAGAAAAAUAAUUAUAGAAAUGAUUAGAUACAAAGAAAAUGUUCACACUAAAAACAGAGCAUUAGAUAAUCAAUGUAUCUAUAAGAGAGUGGACGCUCCAGACGUUUGAUCAAGAUUGGUCACUGAUUUCACUUUAAUCAAAUUAAAGCUGAAUUUUAUCACCCAAAAAGCUGAUUUUCUUGUAGAACUGAAGUUAAAUAAAAGGCUUUUUACACAUUUUUAGCUGAGGGUGCCAAUGAGUGCCAUAACUGAAGCUGAAAGGGCAAAAGAUGACAAAGAAUAGAAAGUUUAUAUUUAAAAAUGACCGAUUUAUGUUGCAGAGCUGUUUGCUAUAUAUUGCAUCUUCAGGUGUUUUACAGGUCGGCUUUGUCUACAUUCACCCACUCACUCCUUCCAGACUCCUCCCUAUAAAACUAGCUUUUAAGGUGAAGCUUCUGGAUUCUCUGGACUCUGAAAUGCUGGUUUCCCUAAACAUGUAAAUUCAGUCUGAAAGAAUUCAGGAAAUUAACUUUAUUUAAAAAAAAAUGAACAAUGUACCUUUUUUUUUUUUAUCCCAAACAGCCCAGUAGCAGAAUCUUGCUGUUCUCCUCUUAUAACCUCACUUAUUCCAGAAACAUUUUCUUUCCUUGGACACAUUUUUAUGUAAUUUACAUAUUUUAUUUUGAAAUCCAUUUUUUUUUUUUUGUCUUUCAUACUAGCUCAAUUAUACAGGAUGUCCUCCGUGGUUUAAUUCUGAUUAUUUGACCAACUCCACUGAAUAUCUCAGGACUGACAACGUGCUGCAGACACAGUUCAUCUCAGCUCUUGUAUAGCAUUUAAAAAAUUGCAGUUUGUUGCAAAUAAGUCUGGGCCGUCAUGGUAUAGCUCCUGUAUCCUUUGGUUUGUGCCAUAAAUACCUUUUAAAUUAGGGUGUGAAUACUAGAACUGAUCCUAUUUGUUUGAGCUUUAUGUUGCUGAAAUGCUAAUAAAAUCUAUUUGCUCUGUUUA
Messenger RNA from Cyprinodon tularosa, 6437 nucleotides. RefSeq names its product protein phosphatase 1, regulatory subunit 13Bb (gene ppp1r13bb). Gene Ontology annotation, cellular component: nucleus. Gene Ontology annotation, biological process: regulation of apoptotic process. Gene Ontology annotation, molecular function: p53 binding. NCBI's taxonomy places the organism in Eukaryota, Metazoa, Chordata, Actinopteri, Cyprinodontiformes, Cyprinodontidae. The transcript is spliced from 19 exons. The record is from RefSeq and is a predicted model, not a curated record. Bases 510 to 3869 code for a protein of 1119 amino acids.